AUGUCUCACGGAGGAGACAGUUAUGUUAAGCGGGGGAUCUCUUGGAGACAUCGAGAAAUUAUGGACCUCCUUCACUUUUGGGGAGAGGAAAAAAUACAGGAGGCACUUCGGAAUACACACAGAAACCUUGACUACUUCGAACGCAUCUCCGAGCAGAUGGCAACAAGGGGACAUAGAAGAUCGGCUCUGGAGUGCAGGUCUAAGACCAAGACCAUGCGUCUCGAAUACAAAAAGGUUGUUGCGCAUAACAACAGGUCUGGAAAUGCACCCAUCACUUGCCCCUACUACCGUGAGCUUGAGAGUAUUCUACGUGGUGAUGCAAGUGUUAACCCGAAACGCAUCGCAAGAAGCAUGGUGCUGCAGGUGGUGGGUCAAGUGCAGCCGGAAACAUUGGUGCUCCAGAGGGGAUCAGAAGAGCUUUUCUCCCACGACCUACAUACCUGUAAUCCCGCGGAAAUAAGAAUGUCAACACCUUAUCAUACAGAAGACUGUGAUGGCCUGAUUGAGGCAGAAGGGCAUGCUCUGGAACCAGACCUGGAUGCCACACCGGAUGGCCUCCUUGAUGAUGGUUUCAUUGACCGGGGAUUCACCAUGCAGGAAGAUUUUUUGGACAAGGAAAACAACCCCCCAUCACCACGUUCUACUGCUGAAGGUUCCAUGGAAAUGACAACGCCAGAUUUAUCGCCAGGAACACGCCUGGACAACAUCAGAUGUCGGAAAAGGCCUGUGUCUGCUAUUACCAGUGCAGCAGAGAAGUUACUUAGUCUAGCAUCCGCAGAACACCAGGAGGAGUUGGCCCUUCGAAGGCAGGAGCAAGAGGAGACCAAAAAGUGGCGUGAGGAGGAGGGCCGCAGACACCAGGAAUUUCUUCAGGAGACCAGGCUCGAGCGAAGAAUGUUCCAAGAUGCAUGGUCACAAAACCUGGAGGUGAUGCGUGCGACUGUGCAAACUCUUAAAUCCUUUGGUGAGGCUUUCCUGAUGCAGCAAACACCCAAACUCCCAGAACUGACCAAUGGUCAUGUGGAAGACAUCACCACAGAUAACACUAGGAAGGGUGCACCCAAAAGAUCGUGUGUGGGGAAGGCCAGGGAGCGACUCACCCUAUAGUCACAUGUCUAGAACAUAUCUGAGCUUUUUUGGUUUUGGCCACUGCUCAAGGUAUGCGCUUGCACACAACAUCCAUCUGUUUGUCUGUGAAAAUUCAAAAUGUUACCAUACUUGAAAUUAAUCAGUUCGUUGGAGUUGUUGAAAUGCUGUUUUAUUUAACCAUUAACAAGCAGAAACUAUUAACAAUCAAACUUUCAACAAAUAACCCAAGAUAAACCAUAACAGCAGACAAAACAAUGGGUUCGGUCAGGUCAGGGGUCCUGCCCACUUGACGCUGGCUGAUCAGGCAACCCUUCGCUUUGUCGCCCCCUCCUCUCCAAAGCCAGGAGUCGACGCCCUUGCCUCGCCACUCGACUCUCCAGAGUCCUAAACUGGCUUUGCUGCUUGCGAGCUGAAAAGAUAAAACAAAACUGUGGCAGGAAAUGUCUUCCUUUUGCGGUACAUGUUUUUUCAAACAACACCUAACGUAUAAACCUACCGUAGGAUGUCAUCCUUGCUUCCAGAGAGCGUAUAGCUGCGUGGAUGCUCUCGAGGGAGGUUUGUUGGGAGGAUGCCUGGGGUGGUUGCUGUGCGCUGGUGGAUGGAUUCUCAUCAUCACUGGCACGUUCCUCCAUGGCUGCAUCUAAGAAAAGGAAAAACAAAUCUUAGGGAGAUGUCCUAGCAAAUGUCAAUUGUG
This is a messenger RNA of Eublepharis macularius, 1783 nucleotides long. RefSeq lists its product as uncharacterized. The transcript is spliced from 4 exons. The record is from RefSeq and is a predicted model, not a curated record. Bases 1 to 1107 code for a protein of 368 amino acids. Lineage: Eukaryota; Metazoa; Chordata; Lepidosauria; Squamata; Eublepharidae.